AUGAACUACUUAGUGCUGCUCAUAAUUUUCUCUUUCAUUUGUCCUUGGCACUGCUCCGAAGCUGCUCCAUUGAUAAGCAUACAGUCUAACUCCCGAUCAAGGUCACAGAGAACGAUGGGCGGCCUUUUGAGAACUGUCUACGACAUCAGUGUUCAGGACAACGUAAACGACUCGACCGGGCAAUUGGUGCACACCCGACAGGCUGCCUUCGACUCGGAUCUUAUGAGUCCGGCAGAACUGAAACAAGCUCGCCAGCAGUUGGUAGUGAUCUAG
Drosophila eugracilis is the source of this 273-nucleotide messenger RNA. It is a transcript of the gene Acp26Ab, whose product is annotated as accessory gland-specific peptide 26Ab. Lineage: Eukaryota; Metazoa; Arthropoda; Insecta; Diptera; Drosophilidae. The record is from RefSeq and is a predicted model, not a curated record. Gene Ontology annotation, biological process: mating behavior. The transcript is spliced from 2 exons. Bases 1 to 273 code for a protein of 90 amino acids. Gene Ontology annotation, cellular component: extracellular region.